AUAAAAGAACUCAGCAUGGCAGAAAAGGUAGGAAGACUCAAGAAUACUAACAGAAUGCACAUGAUGACAGCCAUGCAAUGGGGUGUAUGGGCCGUAUUGCUCUGCCCCUACCUGCUUACAGUAAGCAUCCCCUUGGACUGUAGGGAUGAGCAGGGCACCGUCUCCCGAUGCCCCUCCAUCUCCCAAGAGAAACUUCUAGACCGAGUCAUCCAACAUGCUGAGCUCAUCUACCGUGUCUCCGAAGAAUCAUGCUCUUUAUUUGAGGAAAUGUUUAUCCCAUUCCCUCUGCAACUCCAGAGGAAUCAAGCUGGUUAUGCAUGCAUCACCAAAGCUUUACCCAUCCCCAGCUCCAAAAGUGAGAUCCAACAGAUAUCUGACAGAUGGUUGCUCCACUCUGUGCUGAUGCUGGUCCAGUCGUGGAUUGAGCCUUUGGUCUACCUGCAGACAACACUGGACCAUUACGAUGAUGCCCCUGACAUGUUGCUCAAUAAGACCAAAAGGGUAUCCGAGAAAUUGAUCAGUCUUGAGCAAGGGGUGGUGGUCCUCAUCAAGAAGAUGUUGGAUGAAGGAAUGGUGACCACAACAUACAGUGAACAAGGCCUAUUCCAGCAUGAAGCGCGACCUGAGAUGCUGGACUCUGUUAUGAGAGAUUAUACCUUACUUAGCUGCUUCAAGAAAGAUGCCCACAAGAUGGAGAUUUUGCUCAAGCUUCUCAAGUGUCGACAAAAUGAUACAUACAACUGUGCAUAAAAAUAUGAAGUGCAGCUUUUAAAUAAUACAGUGUUUUGCUUUAAAUUAAUUCCUGAAGUUGGUAGCCGUCCACUUAUAGAUAUGACCAUGCCUUGGGCGAUUUAACCUUGCUUGCAAUGGAAUACAUUCUUUAUUGAUUGUUUUGGAACACCUUCACACAAAACUAAGUAGAUAUUGCAUGUGUAAUGCUGUGCCCUCUCUUCAACAUGCUGCAUUUUAUACCUCCCCCUUCAGUAGAUAUUUUAACCUGGCAAAGGCAACAGAGGGCAAACUCCCAAAAGAUUAUUUGCGUGUCGAGCUGUCAAAAAAAUCUACAUAUCCUGCCAUUGAUUUCCAUUUCCUUUGUUCUUAACUGGAGUUUGUAUUCCUCGCUGGCUCUUGCAGUGUUUUGAUUAUUCCCACGGCCCCCAGAGUACAGUGUAUUCAGUGAGACUCCCUUUCUAAAUGGAGUUGGUUUCACUCCUGCAUUAUUAAGAUGAAACACUUACACCAGAGACAGGAGUCAAACAGAGAGCAAUCACUACUUAAAAAAGAAGAUACAUUUUGAUUGGUGAGAGUAUGAGAGAGCUAGAGAGAGGGGAAGAGUACAAAUAACAGCUAAAAUGAAACACGGGGAGUUUUUGGUUAGACACAGGUUUAGAUUUGUUCAGUGCUCAUGAAAUAAUCAUGAAUAUUUAUAUGCCUUAACUUUCCUAAUUUAACCUGAAUGUAAUAAAAUAAGUUUAUUAUUCACUUUUAAUAAUCAGGGGGUAUAAAGUUUAAAUUUUAAUUGUUAGAUAUUAUGACUAUGUUAUGCAGAAUGCAAAUUUCACUUUUUUGUGCUGUCGUGUGUAAACAGAAGAAGCCCAGUGUAGCCUGCUGUGAAAACCUUUGUCUUUGUUGAUUUAAGGCGCUAAUAAAGCAAAUGGUACAAAGAAAAGACAAGAAAACAAAAUAUUUCCUUGUGAGCAAGUGAAG
This is a messenger RNA of Scatophagus argus, 1707 nucleotides long. RefSeq names its product somatolactin alpha (gene smtla). The record is from RefSeq and is a predicted model, not a curated record. The transcript is spliced from 5 exons. NCBI's taxonomy places the organism in Eukaryota, Metazoa, Chordata, Actinopteri, Scatophagidae. Gene Ontology annotation, cellular component: extracellular region. The coding region runs from base 16 to 750 and encodes 244 amino acids. Gene Ontology annotation, molecular function: growth hormone activity; growth hormone receptor binding. Gene Ontology annotation, biological process: growth hormone receptor signaling pathway; positive regulation of tyrosine phosphorylation of STAT protein; response to nutrient levels.